UGCUCGGCCCACGUGUUGCUCACAGCCCGGCUCCCAGCGCAGCGCUCGCGGAUCGCGGGGCGGGUGCAAGGCGGGGGCGGGCCUCUGCGCCCGGGGCCGCUUCCUCUGGGUAUAAACACAGCAAGCAGGCGCCCAGGCUCGACACGCCUCCCAUCGGCUCAGGUGCCUCUUCUUUGCCGCCUGCUUUCAACUCCCGGCCUCACCUCGGCUCCAAAUGGACCCCAACUGCUCCUGCCCCACUGGCGGCUCCUGCAGCUGCGCUGGCUCCUGCACCUGCAAAGCCUGCAGAUGCACCUCCUGCAAGAAGAGCUGCUGCUCCUGCUGCCCCGUGGGCUGUGCCAAGUGCGCCCAUGGCUGCAUCUGCAAAGGGGGCUCGGACAAGUGCAGCUGCUGUGCCUGAUGUCGAGCAGAGCCUGCCCCACGUGUCGACAGAGCCACCCGGACAAACCUGCAUUUUACUGUUUUCACACAACCUGACCUGAUGCUACAUUCCUUUUCCUAUGAAAUAUGUGAAUUGUAGUAAAAUUUGUUGGCUCUA
Molecule: messenger RNA, 538 nt
Organism: Hippopotamus amphibius kiboko
Lineage: Eukaryota; Metazoa; Chordata; Mammalia; Artiodactyla; Hippopotamidae
Product: metallothionein-1E-like
Exons: 3
Coding region: 215-400 (61 amino acids)
Molecular function (GO): metal ion binding
Source: RefSeq, a predicted model, not a curated record